Messenger RNA from Camelina sativa (false flax), 800 nucleotides. The record is from RefSeq and is a predicted model, not a curated record. Lineage: Eukaryota; Viridiplantae; Streptophyta; Magnoliopsida; Brassicales; Brassicaceae.
AGCUUCUUCUCGCUUCAAUUAAACGUCGUCGUGUCGAUCGGAAUCUUGUAUUUCCUCCGAAAAACGUCGUCGUGUCGUUCGAGCAGUUAAGUUAACCUAGAGAAGUUUCGUUCUUUUAGCUUUCUUCACUAGGAACAGUUUUGGGUUCAAGGAUGGCAAAUAGAUUCUCAGCUCAGCUCUUCGUAAGCAGGUUAUCUGCUUACACUACUGAUCAAUCUCUGAGGCAAUUGUUUUCUCCUUUUGGUCAAAUCAAAGAAGCUCGGCUUAUUAGAGACCCAGAAACGCAGAGACCAAAAGGGUUCGGCUUUAUCACAUUCGAGUCUGAAGAUGAUGCUCGAAAGGCCUUGAAAAGCUUAGAUGGCAAGAUUGUAGAUGGUAGACUAAUAUUUGUUGAAGUUGCCAAGAAGGCAGAGGAAGUGACAACGGAUAUUAACAGUGAGAAAGCCGAUGAUGAACGCCGUCUUGUUUGUAGAAGAAUCCUUGAAAACAGUAUACGUUCGCAUUUGAGGUGAUCUGGGCCUGAUUUAAUUAAUGGGCUUAAGUAUAAUAAGCGGUGAGGCUAGGGUCACAUGCCGGUGGGAAAGCUGUCGCACAAAGCAAACUCCGAAAUAUCCGCGUGUCUGUAUCUUGAUUGGCUCCUCUCAGCUGCUUCCCAUCACCGCUAUAAUGAAAGUUGAGCGUCAAAGUGGAGGAGCCAACCGAGAGAGGUGCCGAAGAGGUACCUUUCAUUUAAUUUCGAUUUUGUUUUCAAAAUAUGCUAAAAAAUCGAUGGCAAGAAAUAUAUAUUUUGGCAUAUGGAA